This is a messenger RNA of Cylicocyclus nassatus, 930 nucleotides long. NCBI's taxonomy places the organism in Eukaryota, Metazoa, Nematoda, Chromadorea, Rhabditida, Strongylidae. The record is from the annotation of a GenBank genome assembly.
AUACUCAUAUCAUCUAUCUCUAAUUUUUCAUAAAGGGAAAUCUACCCGCGAAUUUCAGAUGGAGGUGGUAGAGCGAAUGAAAGGCAAGCGUGUUGUAAAACCCAUCGUUUACGGCAACACGGCCACUCCAUUUGGUUAUAAGAGGGAAUCGGAUCAGCACACGCAUCAAUGGACCGUGUUUUUGAAAAUGUUCAACGAUGAUGAUCCGUCAGAUUUUAUCCGCAAGGUGCAGUUUAAACUCCAUGACAGUUACGCUGUCAAUACAAGAGUCUGCGAUAAGCCACCUUAUGAAGUCACCGAGACUGGUUGGGGUGAAUUCGAGGUGCAGAUGCGAAUCUAUUUCGUUGACGUAAACGAGAAACCGGUUACUGUUUUCCACUAUCUCCGGCUGUUCCAACCAGUAUUCACUCUUCCAAAUGGUACAACUCAAGUAAUUGCAGAACAUUAUGAUGAAAUUGUAUUUCAAGAACCCACAAUUCCAAUGUAUAAAGCGUUAACAUCAGGAGAUGGAAAGAAACAUGACCGAAAGAAGUUCCAUUCUGACCUAAUGCAAGUAUGUCGGCGGACAGUGCAGAAUGUGAACAUGGCUAAAGAAGAGAUCCAGCAGGAGAUCGACGAUUUGCGAGAAUCGUUGCGUGCUGCCCAUAAACUGAUCUUGAAGUACAAGACCGGGGAGGUGACGGAUCUCGCGAAAUUCCAUUUGUCAGUGUCACCUGCAUUCUACGUUUAUCGUCCGUUCUUGGUAUGAGGAAAUUUGCAACGGAUGAGCAUGAAAUCCGCUAUUGUCCAGACGUGGUCAGCAAUUUCUUCAAACGAUUGAUUCAGCAACUGAUAGUAGUCAUUCAUCAAUCUCAUCGAUUUAUUUCAUUCAGUCGAAAGCUAAAGCAUUAGUGACUUUGAUAUGAUGGCCUUCAAUGAAUUGUUAUCGCU